Coccomyxa subellipsoidea C-169 is the source of this 1534-nucleotide messenger RNA. Its product is annotated as cytochrome oxidase assembly. Bases 1 to 1224 code for a protein of 407 amino acids. The record is from RefSeq and is a predicted model, not a curated record. The transcript is spliced from 6 exons. Gene Ontology annotation, biological process: heme A biosynthetic process. NCBI's taxonomy places the organism in Eukaryota, Viridiplantae, Chlorophyta, Trebouxiophyceae, Coccomyxaceae. Gene Ontology annotation, cellular component: mitochondrial inner membrane. Gene Ontology annotation, molecular function: oxidoreductase activity, acting on NAD(P)H, heme protein as acceptor.
AUGAAGGGAGGUGCUGGGGGAUUGCAGGCCAGCGCAUCAAGCAAUCCCCUUGGAGCGGGGCUGAGCAGCGGAGCCAGCAGGGCGAUAUCGCUCUGGCUGGGCGGCUGUGCAGCCUGGGUGUUCAGCAUGGUGGUUCUGGGUGGCAUGACCAGGCUCACGCGCUCCGGCCUGUCCAUGACAGAGUGGAAGUUCACUGGGGAGAGGGCUCCCAGCUCACAGGAGGAUUGGGAGGCACAGUUUGGCAAAUACAAAGCCUCACCCGAGUACCAAAAAGUGAACAGAGGCAUGAGCCUGGAGGAAUUCAAGUUCAUUUAUUGGAUGGAGUACGCGCAUCGGAUGUGGGGUCGCGCGCUGGGCGUCGUGUUUGCGGUGCCGGCAGUCUACUUUGCCGCGCGCGGGUGGGUGAACGGCCCACUCGCGCGGCGGCUCGGCCUGCUCUUUGCCAUGGGCGCCACGCAGGGCUUUGUGGGCUGGUGGAUGGUGCGCAGUGGCCUCCAGGACACCAAGACGGAGUGGGAUGUGCCGAGGGUGAGCCCCUACCGCCUGGCUGCGCACCUGACAUCAGCCGCCAUCAUCUAUGGGACGCUGCUGUGGACGUCGCUGUCCCUGGCCUACCCGACCUCUGCAGCCGCAGCCGUCUCCGCAGACAGCGCCAUGACCGCGGGAGUGAACGCCCUCCGACGAUGGGCGCACCCCGUCGCUGGCCUCAUUGCCAUCACCGCGCUGUCAGCAGGCGCGUUUGUGGCGGGCAUGGACGCGGGGCAUGCGUACAACACGUUCCCUCUCAUGGGAGGGCAGCUAAUCCCCGAGGAGUACUGGGCGCUGCCAGGCUGGCGCAACGCGUUUGAGAACACAGCCGCCGUGCAGCUGCACCACCGCGCGCUCGCGCUAUGCACGCUGGGGGCCGUAACGGCUCUGUGGGCGCGCGCGCGUACUUUGCCGCUGCCGCUGUCCUCCCGGAUGCUCGUGCAUGGCAUGAUGGGCAUGGCUGCUCUGCAGGUGGCUCUGGGCAUCACGACGCUGCUGACCUAUGUGCCUCCCAGUCUGGGCACAGCGCACCAGGCGGGCGCUCUCACGCUGCUCACACUGGCACUGGGAUUGCUGCACACCCUGCGCCAUGGCCCAGUUGCGUCUGCCAAGUUUGGCAUGGCCUCCCAACUGGGCACCCCCGCAGUACUAGCCGCAGUGCUUGCAGUGGGGACAGCCGUCACUCAGUUCUCGUGAUGCCUUCCGAGCUAGCUUGUAGCAUUUCCAUGUCUUGUAUCAUAGGGCCUUCUAGAUUCUUACAUAGAUUACUGACAAUGACUACUUAUUGCCAUAGCGGGGUUCUGUCUUAGAAGCGACUUCUCUAGGAUCCCAACGUCUGCAUACAGAAGGCCUUUUGUUUCCUAUCUAGAUCUCUGAAGAUGGGAUUCUGCAGCAAUUGUGCUGCCAAAACGGGCAAAUGUCUCCUUUCCAGUGAUUUAAGGGGGUGUACUUAAAGCCAGACUUCACCUCAUAAGUGCAGCUUUCUUUGUAAGAAAUUGCAGACUGC